This is a messenger RNA of Penicillium cinerascens, 463 nucleotides long. Its product is annotated as 60S ribosomal protein eL31. Gene Ontology annotation, molecular function: structural constituent of ribosome. Gene Ontology annotation, cellular component: ribosome; cytosolic large ribosomal subunit. The record is from RefSeq and is a predicted model, not a curated record. Bases 1 to 366 code for a protein of 121 amino acids. The transcript is spliced from 3 exons. Lineage: Eukaryota; Fungi; Ascomycota; Eurotiomycetes; Eurotiales; Aspergillaceae. Gene Ontology annotation, biological process: cytoplasmic translation.
AUGUCCAACGUCAACUCUGGCAAGCAGCGUUCGGCUAUCGCCGACGUGGUGUCGCGCGAGUACACCAUCAACCUCCACAAGCGCACCCACGGUGUCAGCUUCAAGAAGCGUGCUCCCCGUGCCAUCAAGGAGAUCCGCGCCUUUGCCGAGCAGGCCAUGGGUACCAAGGACGUCCGCCUCGACCCCGCCCUCAACAAGAAGGUCUGGGAGGCCGGUAUCAAGGGUGUCCCCUUCCGUCUCCGUGUUCGCAUCUCCCGCAAGCGUAACGACGAGGAGGGCGCCAAGGAGCGUCUGUACUCCCACGUCCAGGCCGUCAACGUUAAGAACCCCAAGGGUCUGCACACCGCUACCGUCGAUGACGCGUAAGUGUGUUGACUACGUCUAUGUCUUUGCUUCUAUGAUUCCAUGUUACACUUGGGGUUCGGUCGGGGCUUUUUCAAAAUAAAAUACCUUUUUACCCAUG